AUGAAUGCUGUAAUGAUGCUGCUGAAGAUCAGUCUGAGAAAUAGUGUGGCCAUGAGGAGAAGUUUGGAUGAUGUGAUGAUGAAAAUGUGGAGCCCCAUAUCAGUCCCUCCUCUGUUUUUCUCUUUCUUAGUUCCCCCAAGCCUGACAGUCCCUCGGGGCAAGUCCCCCCUGGUGGCCCGAGAGGGUGACACAGUGGAGCUGGAGUGCCUUGUUUCAGGAAAACCCAAGCCCAUCAUCCUGUGGUCACGGGCCGAUAAGGAGGCGCCUAUGCCGGAUGGCAGCAUGCAGAUGGAGAGCUACGAUGGUGUGCUGCGUAUUGUUAAUGUAUCCAGGGAGAUGACCGGAUCGUACCGCUGCCAGACCAGCCAGUAUAACGGGUUUAACGUGAAGCCGCGGGAGGCCAUAGUGGAGCUGAUUGUUCAAUACCCUCCGACGGUGGAGCCGGUUUUCAUGGAGAUGCGUCAGGGCUUAGGGAGGCCGGUGGUGAUGACCUGUAGGGUGCUGAGAGCUCACCCUUCCCGUGUGCUGAGGUUUGAGUGGCUCCUAUCCAACAGGCUGCUGCAUGCCGGGGCAUUUGAUGCCCAAAAAGAUGAGACAGAGUACACCAUCCGCAGCCUGAAUAGAGACGGCUGGGGGGAGUACACCUGUAAUGUCAUCAACGAGGCUGGGGCCGGAAAGUGCACCUUCCAGGUUACAGGUAAAGACUUCUUUAAGAUUUGUGCAGUCCAUAGUGAAGCGUUGUGGUCUGCCCAGCAGUGGGAAGAGGAGGGAGCCUCUCAGAGUCUAUCAGAUCCCUCAGAGGAGGAGGAUCAGCAAAGACCCCAAACGGGUCACCAUGGAGGACCUCCGCAUGCAGGCAGUCAAAGAGAUCUGCUACGAGGAGAUCGAAGCGCUGUCCAUCGUGAAGAUGAAGGAACUUUGCCGCAUGUACUCGAAGAAAGACUCGAACGAGAAGGAGAGCUGGAGGGCCGUGUCCCAGGACGUCUGCGACACGGUGGGCAUCGGAGAGGAGAGGAGCCCCCCCGCUGA
Notolabrus celidotus (New Zealand spotty) is the source of this 1029-nucleotide messenger RNA. RefSeq names its product MAM domain-containing glycosylphosphatidylinositol anchor protein 2-like. Lineage: Eukaryota; Metazoa; Chordata; Actinopteri; Labriformes; Labridae. The record is from RefSeq and is a predicted model, not a curated record. Gene Ontology annotation, cellular component: neuron projection. Bases 1 to 1029 code for a protein of 342 amino acids. The transcript is spliced from 5 exons.